GUCUAUAGCGGCCGUCUGCUAUGACCGUCGCCCCGGUGGAGUUUCCCGAUUCCGGCUACUGGGAAACGGGGACAUGUUCGGCUGGGAUGUGUGGCAUCACGCUUCCUCCCGGGGGGCAGGGGGCACCAUGCUCUGCCAUGCUCUGCCAUGCUAUGCCAUGCUAUCAUCCCAUGCUGUGCCAUGCCAGACCAGCAUAAUUGCCAACUUAUUACGGAGGUACUCCGUACUCCGUACAGCACAGGAAAACUGUGUGCGGCCGCAGCUGCAACACUCCCACCACGCCCAUGCCCACCCUCCAGCGCGAAAUCACUCCCCGAGGCUCCAUCUCCAUCUCCAUCUUCACUCCUCCUCCAUCACACUCCUCCUCCAUCUCACUCCUCCUCCACAGGCUGCCCGUGUUGAGACAAGCGUUGCCGAGCAGGCCCAACUAAAUUUACGACCAUGGCCAUAUUUGUGAUCCUGAGCGAUAUUGGCGCAUUAAAAUACGCACCACGUUCUCCGGCUCUUGCCCUGCCAGGCAGGAGUUCGGAGCGCGGUGCGUGAUCUUGCACCGAUGCAUCAUGGGUGGUUCAUGGAUUUGGCCCACUUCCGG
This is a messenger RNA of Hyaloscypha bicolor E, 592 nucleotides long. RefSeq lists its product as uncharacterized. Lineage: Eukaryota; Fungi; Ascomycota; Leotiomycetes; Helotiales; Hyaloscyphaceae. Bases 74 to 457 code for a protein of 127 amino acids. The record is from RefSeq and is a predicted model, not a curated record. The transcript has a single exon.